AUUACCAGCAGUACUCCGGAUCUUUUUAUAACCUCUGAGUUUGAGUUUAUUUUUAUUUUUACAGGGACGGUGCACAUUAAUCAACGUUUCAGGAAAAGUGCCGGUUUUAGCCAGCCGGCUAAUUUUCAACCUCAGUCCCUGGGCAGGUUAUUAAAAACAAUUACAAUAUAGACAAUAGCAACAUAGGACAAGCAAGACGUAGAGCAAAAAGCAGCAAGACAAAAUUCAUAAGACUGUGAUCGAGACAUCAAUCACUGUCCUGUGACCAAUCAGAUCUGAGGCAGUUGCAUUGUUCUCAGUUUGGGAGACCACUGCUUGACAAUUCUGAGAUCCUUACCUUUGGAAUUCCAUGCAGGACAACAUGAUUUUGAAACAUUUGAAAUGUAUCUUGGUUCUACAAUACUUUAUUAGUUUCGUCUCAACAGAGAUUGCAGCUGAGAAAGCUCUCCCUGAGCCGCUCAACCUGUCAUUGACGUGGGAGUCUGAAUUCCGUAUAAAGCUGUCGUGGAACGCACCAAAUAAUGUAUACGCGCCGUGCAAGGUGAACUACAUGAUCACUACAACGAUCGGAGAGAGGAGACCCAAAGUAGAGACAACUUUCAAGUUGUAUAAAGAGUAUAGACUCUCUACAGAAGAUGCAGUGAAUUACACAGUGCAAACAAACCCCAAACACUGUACAGGUAGAACCAUAAGCAAACCUGUCAGCAAAUCCAUCACUAAACCCACAGAGUUGGUGAAGAACUUCCAGUGUUCCCUCUACUCCUCUAAGGCCAUGAACUGCAGCUGGCUCCCAGCCAAUCAGGCCUCAGACCUCCAGCUCUACUAUGGGUACCUUGGUCCCUCCCACAUAGCAGCAUGCAGUGAGUACCAGUACAGAGAUGGUCAGAGGACAGGAUGUCACCUGAGAGGAUCCUUCCUUCAAUAUGACGUCUACUUCAAGGUCAAUGGGACUCUCGAUGGCUUAUCUGUACAGAAUAACUUCCUGGUGCUUCCUAGAUAUCAUGUCAAGCCCCCGGCCCCUAAGGUGAAGAUCACAGAGGAAGGUAGGAAUCUCAUCCUGAGCUGGGACACUCCGGACAUAGGCGCUGUCCACUGCUGGAAUUUCAUCUUAAAAUACAACAAGUGUCAAGAGUCUCUGGGUAAGGAAAUACAAUUGGAACAUGUACCAGGGAAGGUUUCAUAUGACCAGAGAUGCCAGUACAGAGUCAAGCUUAAAGCAGUCUAUACGAAAUGGUGUGGGGAGGGAGGCAGCGACUGGAGUGAAGAGGAAAUCUAUGGCACAGAAAUGAGUUUUUCCCCCGAGGACCCUAACUGCACUGCUUAAGAGUGUCCGGAGUGGGAGCUCUGCAAUCGAUCAUAGAUCAGCACUCCAACUCUGAAACCACUCAUGACUGCAAUUUUUCCUCUCUCUAUACCUCUCUCUUUCCUUUCUUCUGUGCUGCUCAAGCAGCGCUGGAUUUCUGUGAUUAUUGCACGUUUCUAGAUUAUUGCACGUCCACUAAAGGGGCAUUACACUCAAAAAAUGUAAAUUUUGGCACAUGUUUGCACAUCUCAAAAGUAGUAUUAUGUCUCAAAAGUAGACUUAAAGGGAUAGAUCACCCCGAAAUUACAAACGUACAUUGGAUUCCUUACCCUGUAAGCAGUCAAUGGACAAGGCAAGACAGCAGUCCAUGCUUUGGUUUAUAGCACAAAACCACUGCAAGUGGAUAUCCCUAAUUUUUAUAAGCAUUUUCACAUUCCAUGUCCAAAUCAUCCCAGUGCCAAAAAUUGAUUGUCUAGCUCAAUACAGUUAGUUUAAGAUGAUUUGGACAUGAAAUGUGAAAUAUGCUAAUAUCACAGAUAGUCAGUUAAAUUGGUUUUGUGCUAUCAAUGUUAAAAAGAUGGAGACCGUGACCAGGUAAACAAAACCCAAGCAAGGAUUGCUGUGUUCUCUUGUUAAUAGACUGCUUACAGGGUAAGGAAGCAAGCAGAAUACUACCCUGUACCCCACUGCUGGCUUGCCUCGGAAGCUAAGCAGGGUUGGUCCUGGUCAGUCUCUGGAGACCCAGAUACUGUUGGAAGUGGUGUCGGAGGGCCAGUAGGAUGCACUCAUUCCUCUUGUCUAAAAAAAUAUAUAUCCCAAUGCCCUGGGGCAGUGAUUGGGGACAUUGCUUUGUGUAGGGUGCUGUCUUUCAGAUGGGAUGUUAAAUAGGUGUCCUGACUCUCUGUGAUCACUAAAGAUCCCAUGGCACUUAUCUUAAGAGUAAGGGUUUUAACCCUGGUGUUCUGACUAAAUUCCCAAUCUGGCGACCUAAUCAUCCCCAGCUUCCAAUUGGCUCAUUCAUCACCCCUCUCCCCUGUAAUUAUUCCCCAGGUCAUUGCUAUAAAUGAGAAUGACUACAGUCAAUUUAACUGGUAAAAUAAGGGUUAAAUAAAAUUAACACAAAUUACAUGUUGGUUUAUUUAACUAUCCAUUUAAAUCCACAUCCCAUGCCAUUUAUUGUGUAGACACACCUAUAUGCAAAAACCCCACAAUGAAUGAAAAGGAUAAGCACCAAAUAAGACCUGGAAAUUAUAUGGUGUUGAUCUUUUCCUGUUGGCGUUGAGACAUACAGCUGGCUUGGGGUUUGUAUUCAUCUUGUGAAAAGGAGAAAAUAAAAAAAGUCUAAUUAUA
Oncorhynchus masou masou (cherry salmon) is the source of this 2653-nucleotide messenger RNA. RefSeq names its product interleukin-13 receptor subunit alpha-2-like. Gene Ontology annotation, molecular function: protein binding. Bases 350 to 1324 code for a protein of 324 amino acids. The transcript has 8 exons. The record is from RefSeq and is a predicted model, not a curated record. NCBI's taxonomy places the organism in Eukaryota, Metazoa, Chordata, Actinopteri, Salmoniformes, Salmonidae.